Molecule: messenger RNA, 1606 nt
Organism: Pistacia vera
Lineage: Eukaryota; Viridiplantae; Streptophyta; Magnoliopsida; Sapindales; Anacardiaceae
Product: amino acid transporter AVT3B-like
Exons: 1
Coding region: 154-1440 (428 amino acids)
Biological process (GO): amino acid transmembrane transport
Cellular component (GO): vacuolar membrane
Molecular function (GO): amino acid transmembrane transporter activity
Source: RefSeq, a predicted model, not a curated record
UCUUCAUCUCCAGUCUCCAUCUUUCAUCGCCAUAAAGCAACAAUCUUUCAACAACUCUUCUCAAAACUUCUGAAUCCCCAUUUGCAAAUCAACCCAUCUCUCUCUCAAAAUUUCACCAAUUCGAUCAAAAUUGGAGCUAAUUAAAAUCAAAUCAUGGGGUUUGAUAAAGAGGCAAGUUCGUCUUCACAUGUGUUGCCUCCUUUUCCCAGAGAAGAUACUCCACUUUUAACCAAAUCACCGCAACUUUCUACUCGAUCCAAGACCUUUGCAAACGUUUUUAUAGCCAUAGUUGGUGCUGGAGUUUUAGGCCUCCCGUACACCUUCAAAAAAACAGGAUGGAUCAUGGGCUCACUCAUGCUCUUCUCUGUUGCAGCUUUGACCUAUUACUGUAUGAUGCUCUUGGUUGUCACACGCCGGAAGCUUGACACUCUUAAUGGCUUCUCAAAAAUUGCCUCAUUUGGUGAUCUCGGGUUUGCUGUGUGUGGUUCAAUUGGUCGUCUUGUUGUUGAUGCCAUGAUUGUCCUUGCGCAAGCUGGGUUUUGUAUCAGUUACCUCAUUUUUAUUGCUAAUACUUUGGCUCAUUUAUUUAAUAAAUCAUACGAUGAUGUUACUAGUGCUGGUAAAAUUCUAGGUUUUUUGACCCCAAAAGCUUUAUAUAUUUGGGGUUGUUUUCCUUUUCAAUUGGGGUUAAAUUCAAUUCCAUCAUUGACCCAUUUGGCUCCUCUGAGUAUUUUUGCUGAUGUGGUUGAUCUUGGAGCUAUGGGGGUGGUGAUGGUGGAGGAUGUCAUGAUUUUCCUCAAAAAGAUGCCUGAUUUAAAGGCUUUUGGUGAUUUUUCUGUGUUUGCUUAUGGUAUUGGUGUGGCAGUUUAUGCUUUUGAAGGUGUUGGCAUGAUAAUGCCACUGGAAUCUGAGACUAGAAACAAAGGUAGAUUUGGGAAAAUACUAGCCUUAUGUAUGGUUUUCAUUUCUUUGUUAUAUGGAGCAUUUGGGGCUUUAGGUUACUUUGCAUUUGGUGAAGACACGAAAGAUAUAAUCACUACCAACCUUGGACCAGGAGUGGUGAGCACUCUGGUGCAGCUGGGACUGUGCAUCAAUCUGUUCUUCACUUUUCCAUUGAUGAUGAACCCAGUUUAUGAGGUUUUCGAGAGGCGAUUUUGUGAUUACAGGUACUGCAUGUGGCUGAGAUGGUUGAUUGUAUUGGCAGUGAGUCUGGUGGCUCUACUGGUGCCUAACUUUGCAGAUUUUUUAUCACUGGUGGGGAGUAGUGUGUGCUGUGUGCUGGGAUUUGUGUUGCCUGCUUUGUUCCAUUGGUUGGUGUUCAAGGAAGAACUGGGAUGGAGCGGCAUUGCUUGGGAUGCUUGCAUUGUGGUAUUUGGAGUGAUCAUUGGAAUCACAGGAACCUACUCUUCACUAAUGGAGAUUUUUGCAUCCAAAGCUUAAGAGUUGAGGCCUUUUGAUUGUUAUUAGAAGAAAUAAACCAAUGUUGUUAAUAUGAGUUUGUUGAAUGUGAAAUUGUGUGUGUUGUAAUAUUAUUAGUAUUAUGUGUAGCUUGUUCAAAAUUAUUAUGAACAGCUAAUCAAUCAAUUGCAGCUGAUCUAUUAUUUUA